Molecule: messenger RNA, 2864 nt
Organism: Chiloscyllium plagiosum (whitespotted bambooshark)
Lineage: Eukaryota; Metazoa; Chordata; Chondrichthyes; Orectolobiformes; Hemiscylliidae
Cellular component (GO): nuclear envelope; cytoplasm
Source: RefSeq, a predicted model, not a curated record
UGAAAUGCAUGACAGAUCAGCUUGGAAUGAAGUCUGAUAAUUCCAAUGAUUUAAAACGCAUCCAAGAGUUGGAACAGGAAAUGGUAGCUGCUCGCAAUAUGUACAACAAGGAGAUCCAGGCUCUACAUGAUCAACUGGAUCAGAACUGUAAAGAAAGAAUGCAGAUUGAAAUGAACAAUCUCAAAAAUUCCCAAAUGAUUGCUGAAUUCAGGGAAAGCAUACUGGCGCUCAACACAGCCGUGUUGCAGAAAGAGGAAGAGAAAAAAUGUAUAGAGUUGUUGCUGUGUCAGAAGGAAGCAGAGCUCAGGGAACUGAUGAACAAUGCGUCAAACCCCUCUUCAGAGGUGGAUGACCUUAAACGGGACCUCGAGAGGUUACGCUGCAGCCUAGAAGAGAUCCAGCAGAAGUAUGAGAGGGAACACAAGCAGAACAUGGAGCUGCAGUGCACAGUUCAGCAACUGCGACAUAAACUGGAGAGACAACAGGAAAAUCAUUGCCAGGACAUGAUAUGUAUGAGAGAGAAGGCUGCCGAAGCAGAUCAAUUGAUUCAGGAACUGGAAGAGAAGUUGAGAAAGCCAAGCACCGACGAUGGUGGUGCCAUGAAGAUGUUGCAGAAAAUCCGUGAGGCGAACGAAGCCGAGAUGAAACACUACCAGCGACAAACAGAGCAGGCCUAUAAUCAAAAUCUGAUGGACCUGAGCAUGUGCCUGAAUAAAGAGCGUAUCCAAUUGGAGCAAGUUCAGGAAGAAAACCAGUGCCUGCGCCAGCACAUUAACAACCUGUCGACUGAAAUUAAAAUGCUGCAAGCGAAGUUGCUAACGGAGGAGGAAAGCAAGGUUGCUCUCAUUGACAAGUUGAAUUGCGAACAGCAAAAGAACCAGCAACGCAUACAUGAUUUAAAGAUGAGGUUAGAGGAAAUGGAGGAUCUCCUGUUGGCCAAGAUGAAGGAGCUUAGCUGUAAAAACGACAACCAGCCUGCUUCUUUACAAGGAGAUAUUUUGGCAUUUAAAUGUAUGCUUGAGUCAGAGGAGAGAAGGUUAAGUGACAGUCGAAUGGUGUGCCAGCAGAAGUGUUCUCCGUGCAAACCGUAUUUACCCGCUCCUCGGACAUCAUGUGUUCCCUUGAGCCAGUCUUCCUGCCCACGAGUACCAGCUGCGUCCUCGUGCCCUCCUGUGAGCCUGCGCUCUUGCCCUCCACCUCCAAUUUCCAACCCCUGCAAGCCAUCGCACCAAAACUGUGGAGCUCUGUCCUCUGUCCUGAGCUCUUCCCUAGCAUCCGCUGCCCCAAUAUGUUGCCUGCCAUCUUCUGCUCUGACCACACGCCUCCCUGUGCAUCAGCCGAGCUGCCCGCUACCUUCCUCUUUGGCCUCGUGCCUGUCCGCUGCUCGGCCAACCUGUUUGCCAUCUUCUUGUAUCCCACCCUGCCUUCCUGUGAGCCGGCUCAGCUGCCCACCGCCUUCUGCUCUUGCCUUGUGCACAUCGAUGAACCGGCCACGGUGCCCGUCACCUCUUCCGAUGAGCCCGUGCCCUCCUCCUGCAAAUCCCUCAGCAAGUUGCAGACCUGCGUCAAGUCGGCCAUGCCCCGUGGCUCCAGUAACAUACGCGAAACCUAAUAAUCCAACUGACGCGUCGAAAUUUAAACUUGAACAAUGUAUGGCGUCGGAAAGUAAUAAAACUGAGCCAAAGUGGUUCUGUGCAAAGCCUCCGACCCAUUCUCCCAACAGUUGCAAAUCCGGUCAAGGGCGAGAUUUUUACAACACUUUGAUUGAGAACCUCAAGAACAAUGACUCGACCAACGCGCCCCUUGUUUGUAAGCCAGUCAUGAACACAUGUGACCUCAACACACCGAUCGCCAGCACCAUGGGCAACAUGAAAAUAAUCGAAGUCGCUGCCAAUGGCCACUUUGUGCGACUCUUAAAUAUCUCACUCAGCACGGAGGAAGACAUUGGGAACUACAUCUUGCAGCAGAACAUUGAUGGACACCCAGUGACAGUGUACCGCUUCCCACCCAGGACCCGGGUGAAUGCAGGGUCCAGUAUAACCGUCUGGGCAGCUGAAGCAAAGGUCCCACACAGUCCUCCAAAAGACUUUUUGUUGAAGGAAAGUAAUAAAUUCGGAACUGGUCCAGAAUGUACGACAAUCUUGUGCAAGCCCAAUGGGCAGGCUGUAGCGUGGUUCACUCCUGGUCAUGGAAAAUCAAAGCUAAAGGACCCAUGCAAAGAUGGAGAACAGUUCACAGACUAUGAACAUGCACUCCCAAAACAUAAUGCUCAACAUAAUUUUCAAUCAGACAAGGCAAAGGAAGAAUCUUUUGCAAACGUGUGCCAAUUCGUCCCAGAGACCUUACCAGUCAAUCAGAAACCGAGCUUCUACAACUUUCCAACCCGCUGCCCUUGGGGUCAGAGUCUGGCUUCUCCUACCCACCCGGAUUUCACCUUACCAAGGAUGGUGUCUGCUGGGAACGAUGGAAGCAGUCAGUGCAGGGACUCCCGUUCACAGUAUACUCGACCUGACCCUAUCCCAGACCAGCCAAACUCCAGACUGAGAGCAUCACAACAGUGCAGGAGAAGCUCUCUCAGCAAAAAUGAGAAGAAAUCAUCAACGUGCUCUGCAGCAAAUAGCUCAGGGCAACAGAAAAACUUUCUCCCGGGGACCUUGCCGUCCCGAGUUCAUCAAAAGUCCUCAGCUCUGCAGCUUUUACAGUCCAUGCAGAACCUGGCAUUCCAGCCCCCGAUGCCUCGUCCUCCCCCCGUUGCAUCCUGGUGAACCAUGAUCAUUAAUCCAGCCUUAUCACCGAGGUGUGCUGUGCAUGAAUCCAUCUCCAUCUGCCUCACCUUUGCAACAGUUUUAUGCCAAGGCUUCUAG